Molecule: messenger RNA, 1281 nt
Organism: Heterotrigona itama
Lineage: Eukaryota; Metazoa; Arthropoda; Insecta; Hymenoptera; Apidae
Source: the annotation of a GenBank genome assembly
AUGGCAGCAACUACAAUUAGUCGACCUGUAAAGUAUGGUCUUUAUGUUGCCGCAGCUUGGCCAGGAGCACCGCUUUCAGUUUUAUAUAAAUUUUACUGGGUGAUCAUUUUUAGUGUAUUUCAUAUUCAACAAUACAAUUAUUUAAUCCAGCAUUAUAAAAUUCAUACCACUAUAGAAAUAAUAGAUAAUGUAGGCAUUUGUCUGGCAUUCAGUUUAGUAUGUAUCAGGUUGUUAAUCGCUUGGACACAUCAAAGCCUUCUUCGCAGUAUUUUAUCAACUAUGGAGAAAGACUGCCAAAAAUAUGCUGUUAUAGAUAAAAAUAAUGUAAUAUCGAAAACAGCACAUUGGUCUUAUCGUUCAACGACCAUUGUAAUAAGUGUCAGCGUAAUAUCUACGGUCUUUUAUGCGAUCGGCGCUUUUAGUUUUCAAGACAGUAACGUAACACAUCGAAAACUUUUAUUAAGGAUGGAUUUACCUUUUGAUACUGACAAGUCGCCAGUCUUCGAGCUUGUAGUAUUUGCACAAUACUUUUAUCAAGUAACAUCAGCUUUCGUAUAUGGCCUAUUCACUGCUUUCCUUUUGAUGUUAGUGCUUCAUGUAGGUUGUCAAAUAGAUAUUAUAUGUCAAAAGUUAUUGGAAACUCCAUAUAAAAGUGAAAAGCAAUUGAAGUUUUUCAUUAGCAGGCAUCAAGAGAUUAUUAUAUUUGCAGAGAAAAUUGAGAAGUUCUUUACUUACAUAGCGCUUACUCAACUUGUGGCGAAUACUAUAAUUACUUGCUGUUUGGGCUAUCUUACAGUAAUUUCAUUACGUAUUAAUAGUGGAUUUGCUAUGUUCAUAAAAUGUAUUGUUAUGUAUAUAGCUUGUUGUUUGGAUGCAUUUGUAUAUUGUUUUUCUGGAGAAUAUCUCAGCAUUAAGAGUAAAUUGAUCGGGGACACAGUAUAUAAAUUUCUUUGGUACAAUAUACGUCCAAAAGAAACUCGACUUUUGAUACCUGUGAUAUUAAGGUGUCAAAAAGGAUUUACUUUGACAUUUGGAAAAUUUGCUAGUCUUUCCUUGGAAAGCUUUACAACUGUAAGCUAUUUAUAUGUGUUUUACACUUAGUGAUUUAAGUAUAAAUAAUAUUUUAUUAAUCAGUUUUACAUAAAUAUGAUGUUAGAAUAUUUUGUAUAAACGUAGCAUCAGAUUAUUACUUAGAGAAUAUUUAAUAAUUUCAUUUGAUUCAGCAAAAUUUGGAAUAACAUUAUUUUAUACUUUUAGUUCAUGAAAGCUUCAGGAUCGUAU